Messenger RNA from Portunus trituberculatus (swimming crab), 2224 nucleotides. RefSeq lists its product as uncharacterized. The transcript is spliced from 4 exons. NCBI's taxonomy places the organism in Eukaryota, Metazoa, Arthropoda, Malacostraca, Decapoda, Portunidae. The record is from RefSeq and is a predicted model, not a curated record. Bases 195 to 1631 code for a protein of 478 amino acids.
CCAGAGUGGGACUGCCGUGGUUGGGUUUCAGGAGCUAUAGGCUAUCCGCACCAGUAACAGGGUUGGUGCCUCGGCGGGAGCGUCUGUUCAUGGUCUCCGUGGACACCAGUCCUCUGUCUCGCCCUGUGACAUAGUACAAAAUAAGAUAAGUUUUAUAAGAGAAACAAAGGGUGGAGACCACACUGAUUUCAACAAUGGCUGAACUAGACAAGCAAUACAUAAAAGAGUUAAUUGCCAAAGGAAAUAGAUUCGAAGCUAUGAACAUUUUCAUUCAGAGCAAAUUUGGAAAACCAGAAAAUUCAGAAAAUGGAAUUAAAAUUAAGCGAGAAGCUGGUAGUGAACCUGUUGUGAAAGGUAAGAAAAAUAAGGGAUUGAGUCAAGGAAGUGAUGGAAAAAACAACAGUGAUAGUGAAAGUGAAGGCAGUGAGGGAGGAAGUGACAGUGAAAGCAGUGGUAGCAGUCAUGGUAGCUCAACAGUGCCUCGAAGUGAAGCACUGGUACCAGAAGUGGAACUUAAAGAAGAUGAGAACUUGGAUGUUGAUAUAGAGACAGUGGAUCCCUUGGCUGAAGUUCUUUUGCCGCGACCUCAUAUACUGGAGCAAGCAGGCCCUGCGCACAUUCCACACCAACAACAUGAUCUCCAAGGAUAUGGAACCAUGGGAGGAAUGCCCCACUAUGGAAGUCAGCUAGGAGGACCAUAUGGCCCGUAUUGUGCUCAGAUCCCACAGUACGGGCCGAGAGCAGAUGGGAAUCAGACUAGUCCUGUCUGGCCGGAUCCUAAUUCUCAACAGCACCAUCACCACCACCACCACCACCACCACCAUCAUCAUCAUCAACAAAUUCAACACCAAAAUAUUCUUCAACCACAGCAGCAGCAACAACACACUCAGCACAUUCACCACCAUCAACAGCAUCACCAACAUCCUCCCCAGCCUCCAGAGGAUGAUGACCAUAUACCAAGAGUCCAACGUGAAAAAGAGGCAAUCCCUAAUAACUUACACAAGAAGACUCACCAGAAAUAUUUCAGAGACCAGGGCCGUCCAUAUGUUUCUCGUGCAACUGGCAAGGAAAUCAAAGGAAGAGUAAUGGGUCAACCAUGCAACUGUAAAAAAAAGUGCUGGUCUAAAAUUGAACUUGGAGCCAAUGAAAUUUUUUCAGCCUUCUGGGAUAUGGGGAAUUUUGAUGAACAAAAUGUGUAUCUCUAUGGAAAUAUAUCAAUUAAGCCUGUGAGCAGACAUUAUGUAAAGGGAUCAAACAGAAGAACAUACACAUUCACUUACUGGUGUAAAGUUCGUGGAAAACAUGUGGAAGUGUGCAAGGAAAUGUUUAUGGGUGUUCAUGGUUUACAAAAUAGCCGAGGAAGAAUUGGGAACCUGAUGAAGCAAAUGAAGGCUGGCAACUUGCUUCCAAAGCCAGACCAGCGCGGAAAACACAGUAACCGGCCAAACAAAUACUCAGAACAGUCACUUCAGGCAGCUCGAAGACACAUAGAAAUGUACAUUAAUAGAAAUAUGACAUUAAAGAAAAUGUUCAGAGAUUUUUAUGUGCCAUGGUGUGAAGAACAUAAGAUUGUACCUGUAAGUGAGGAUAAAUAUAGAAGAAUAUAUUCAGAAGAAUAUAAAAUUUCUUAGUACUUCAUAAAGAAAGUAUAUUAUAGAAACAGUUAAACAUUCAUCCCUCAUAACUGACUUAGUACUGUGGACAUGGACCACAGUGUGUAAUAAAUAUCAUUCCCAUUUUUCAUGUUUCAGUUGUUUUGUUAAGUUUGAAUUUAUUACAAGAAUUAACUUUAAUAAAUUUACAAUUCCAUAUUGUCAUUAUUUUUUUUAUCAUUUAUAGUUUUUUUUUUAAAUACCUAUUCAUUCAUAGAAUAUGAACAUGAUUAAUAUAAGGAGCAAAGUGGGUACAACUCAAAGUACUUCACAUAUAGAGGAUAGGUAUUUUUCCAUUCUAACAUCUUGUACAAGACUUAUUUAAUUAUGUAAUUUGAAAAUUAACAUAAAGGGUAGAUAAUGGAUAUGUUUUCCUUGAAACUGUACUUUUUUAUAACUGGAAUCAGAUAUAUUAUGUGCUUUACUUUCAACAUAGUAUGACUUAAAUUCACUGACAGAAAAUUGUGUACCAAUGUUACAUAAGAUCCAACGUAAAAGGACAUUAGGAAAAGAUAAUGUAUCAGAAAAUUUAUAUCAUUAAAGAUUCUAUAUUUUUUCAAUUAUAUAGAAAA